Messenger RNA from Lotus japonicus, 1224 nucleotides. Its product is annotated as gamma-glutamyl hydrolase 2-like. Gene Ontology annotation, cellular component: vacuole. Gene Ontology annotation, biological process: tetrahydrofolylpolyglutamate metabolic process. Gene Ontology annotation, molecular function: gamma-glutamyl-peptidase activity. The coding region runs from base 53 to 1081 and encodes 342 amino acids. The transcript is spliced from 10 exons. The record is from RefSeq and is a predicted model, not a curated record. NCBI's taxonomy places the organism in Eukaryota, Viridiplantae, Streptophyta, Magnoliopsida, Fabales, Fabaceae.
UGCAGCAUUUCCGCAAGAGCGACCCUCAUAAAAUAUACCAACGCUCUCCGUGAUGUCAAAAGACGCCGUUUGGGUUCUCUUCCUGGUCACCAGCUUCCAAUGCCUUCUUCUCUCCGCCGAGACCCACCCGGCGAUCCUUCUCCCAAAUCAUUAUAAUCGUAACACGCCGGUGACUUGCCCCGCGCCUAACCCCAACCUCUACUACCAGCCGGUCAUCGGAAUCGUCACCCACCCAGGCGACGGCGCUACCGGCCGCCUCAGCAACGCCACCGGCGCUUCCUACAUCGCCGCCUCCUACGUUAAAUUCGUGGAGGCCGCCGGCGCCCGAGUGGUUCCCCUCAUCUAUAACGAGCCAACGGAGAAGCUUUUCAAGAAGCUCGAAUUGGUAAAUGGGGUCCUCUUCACUGGUGGUUGGGCAAAAAGUGGAUUAUAUUUUGAAACUAUUGGAAGAAUAUUUAAGAAAGCGUUAGAGAAGAAUGAUGCCGGAGAUCAUUUCCCAAUAUAUGCGAUCUGCUUAGGUUUCGAACUUAUAACAAUGAUCGUCAGCAAGGACAACAAUAUUCUUGAAGAGUUUUGUGCAUCAAAUCAGGCAUCUACUCUUCAAUUUGUAGAGAAUGCAAAUAUCAAAGGAACUCUAUUUCAAAGAUUUCCUCCAGACUUGUUAAAGAAGUUGAGUACCGAUUGUCUUGUCAUGCAAAAUCAUCGUUAUGGCAUAUCCCCAGGAAAGCUUCAGGGAAAUCACAAGUUAUCUAGUUUUUUCGAGAUCUUGACAACUUGCGAGGAUGAAGAUGAUAUGGUUUAUGUUUCAACAAUGCGUUCACGUAACUAUCCAGUGUCUGCCUUCCAAUGGCAUCCAGAGAAAAACGCCUUUGAAUGGGCCUCAUCGGAAAUUCCACACACGGAGGAUGCCAUUCAGAUAACUCAGUAUGCUGCCAAUUUUUUGGUCAGUGAAGCUAGGAAAUCCAUAAACAGACCAGUUGCUCAAGAAGUACGUGACAAUCUUAUUUACAAUUACAGUCCCACUUAUUGCGGGAAGGCUGGGAAAGGAUAUGAUGAAGUUUAUAUAUUUGCACCAGUCUAAAUGCUGGAGAAAUCAGCCAAUAAUAAUAACAUACAUGCAUGUAUGUAUGAUGCUUAUUAUGAUGUAACGUUGUGUGAGUAAUAAUCAUUGUUGUUAUUGCUAUGCACAAAAAUGAAAAUAAGAUACCAUUGUUCCAAAAGCUA